This is a messenger RNA of Ceutorhynchus assimilis (cabbage seed weevil), 1197 nucleotides long. The record is from the annotation of a GenBank genome assembly. NCBI's taxonomy places the organism in Eukaryota, Metazoa, Arthropoda, Insecta, Coleoptera, Curculionidae.
AUGAUUCAAUUAGCCGUCUGCGCUAGAGUGAAUUAUGAAGGCAGAUUAAAUUGGCAAAAGCGAUGGAAAAAUAAAAAAGCCAUGGCUCUACCUGCUGUGAGGAGAAAUGAAAGAGCAAAUAAAUUAAAAUCUCAAAACAAAGGCUCAAAGAUUUAUGAUGGCGAUGGUAAAAAUUUGGAUACUUUGCUGAACAGCAGAAAGAACACCAAAGUCCUGUGGGAAAAUGCUGUUAGAAAAGUAUCAAGAGAACGUCGGAAAAAAAACUUGUCAGCUAUUGCAUUGUCGCUGGUUGACAAAAAUAAAUUUCAAGAUAUCGCCAUUACCAUAACACCACCUUCGUCACCUAAAAAAUUAAAUAACGACAGUUAUUGUAUUAGCAGUAGUUGGAACAAUAUAAAAUAUGAAAAACAAAACAAUUUCGUGCCAAUUGAACGGGAUACAGAUAAUUUUACAUCGAAUGGCUUGUGCGAAAAAAAAUUGGAACUUUAUGGUGACUGUUUCACUCAAGAUAAAGCUUAUUAUGAUGAAACAUAUGAUUCCAAUGCUAAACCUGAUUUUGCUUCUUUAUUCAAAAAAGGCCUCAUGUAUAAAGGAAUUUAUUGGCCAAGUUUAACUAACAGUUUCCAUUGCAAACAUUUGGAAUUGGCUUAUCUGAGAUACUCGCAUAGACAAAGGCAAAAGGCUUUGAUUAUUGUCAAUAUCGUAGAUCUACUUUUAAAGUUAGACGAAGACGAUGCUUGCAAAGUAAAGCGGAUUGUGGCUAAUAUAAUUCUGUACACGUGCGUGAAUUUUGCUGGCAUGUACACGAAAUACCUGACGGAUCGUAGCCAGAGAAAAGCCUUUCUGGAAACGCAUCGAUCCAUGGAGAUGCGGUACCGAACACAAGCUGAGAACGACAAACAGGAAAAACUACUCUUGUCAGUCUUGCCAGAUUUUGUGGCUAAAGAAAUGAUCAGAGACAUAGAAAGAGAAGAAAGAGGCGGCCAGUUUCAACCGCAUCAGUUUCACAAAAUCUACAUACAUCGAUACGAGAACGUCAGCAUUUUGUUUGCCGAUAUCAAAGGAUUUACUGUUUUGUCUACUAAGUGCACCGCACAAGAGCUGGUGAAAAUUUUAAACGAGCUUUUCGCUAGAUUUGAUAAGCUGGCAGCGGUAAGUGAACAACUGUGGAAUUUAAAAGGAUUUUUCCAAGAUUAA